Molecule: messenger RNA, 1640 nt
Organism: Stylophora pistillata
Lineage: Eukaryota; Metazoa; Cnidaria; Anthozoa; Scleractinia; Pocilloporidae
Product: pyroglutamylated RF-amide peptide receptor-like
Biological process (GO): G protein-coupled receptor signaling pathway
Cellular component (GO): membrane
Molecular function (GO): G protein-coupled receptor activity
Source: RefSeq, a predicted model, not a curated record
UAAAAAGGAUAUCAAUCUUGACAUUAGCAAUCAAAAGUCGUAAGAAUAUCUACGUUUCAGUGACGGUUAAGGCUAUUUAGUACGGAAAAUAUUUGAUUGAAAAGCAACAAACAGAUUGCUUUUUUUUUAACGAGCUUACGCAAAUUGGAAGGUUUCUGGUAUUACGGCGUCGCGUUUUCAGUGGCCUGUAGAACUUAAAAAAUUAUAAGCUACACGGUUUCAGUUCAAUGUGAGUUUGGGUUGGUGGUGAAAGCGUCUAACAAUGGAACGGAAUGAAACAACCUCAGCAGAAGACCCAGAGGAUCUAUCCUCAGAAUACAUUGGAUUCGCUGUGGCCUUUUCCUUCAUGAUUAUGACAGACCUUCUUGGCAACACUUUAGUCAUCUUAGUGAUCCUCAAGAACAAAAACAUGAAGACAGCUAUGAACUACGUAUUGAUCAACUUGGCGAUAGCUGAUAUCUUGGUUGCCAUCUUUAUGGGGAUCAAGUUUGUGAUUGGUCCAACGUUCACCCAUCCAGAGGGACAAGCAGGGGAGUAUCUUUGUAGAUUCAUCACUGGGGGAACCUCUGCAUGGACUGCUGCAGUUGCGUCAAUUUACAGCCUGGUUGCCAUCGCUAUUGAAGUUUUUAAUGCCACUUUUCAACCCUUUAGAAAACGGGUGGGCAAAGGGAGAAGCUUGCGAGCGACCACUGUGAUCAUUUGGAUUAUAGCAGUAUUAUGGGGCCUUCCCUUAUACCUUUCAGUCACAUACAACGAUGAAAUUAAGUUGUGCGCAGAAAAAUGGCCUCACCCUAUACUACCAAAGAUUUAUAGUUUUGGAUGGAUUGUAGUGGCAGGUGUAAUUCCUAUUGCUGUCAUGGGUGUCAUUUACUUUAAGGUAACACGUCGCCUUUGGUUCACAAGCAUUGUCGGAAAAAACCUGUCUCAAAUGGCUUUCAUCCGAUCUAGGAAACGAAUAACUAUCAUGGUGUUACUAGUGAGUGCCAUAUACGUCGUCUGCUGGGUACCCACGUUAAUCAUCUACUUCUUAGCCAAUGUUAUUCCAUCUGAGUCCAUGUAUUCUGUUCCGCACAAGACAACUAUAGUUCUUGCAACCAUCAACUCUUCUAUUAACCCUGUGGUGUACAGUCUCCGAAGUCAACAGUUUCGUCAAAAUUUGUACAAAUUGGUCUGGUGCCGUUGGAAGAGAGCAAACUCAACUAAAAUUGUUCCUUUCCUUUGACAAUGUCGGCCGUGCUCAACUUUGAUUUAUCUCCAAGAAGUUCCUCGAUAAAGCAUUUUAUGCGAAGAUGUUUCUUGUCCAUCUUUGUUAUGAUGUGGCCAGUUUUCGCUUUAAAAGGUCACUUUGUUCUUUUAUCUUAUUAACCAUUGUUGCUUAGAAACUAAUCCUUACUUACCUUUCUAAAGCGCGACCCAAAAAACAACUAUUCCUGACUCAACGCUUUUGAAUUUGAAGUAAAAGAGAAAAGCUGUGAAUUUUAAAAUCUUGCGAAAGGAAAUUUUUUUCUUUUCCUUGUGUUAUAGUUAUAACCAGGCUUGCUUUUCAAUUAAAUGACUAAAACAAUUGUAUAUAUCAUCAUUGCAAAUAUUUGUUGUGAUACCACACCUUGUGUGCAGCUUCCCGUAAAGCUUGGACGUAG